Colletotrichum phormii is the source of this 1004-nucleotide messenger RNA. RefSeq lists its product as uncharacterized. Bases 342 to 878 code for a protein of 178 amino acids. Lineage: Eukaryota; Fungi; Ascomycota; Sordariomycetes; Glomerellales; Glomerellaceae. The record is from RefSeq and is a predicted model, not a curated record. The transcript has a single exon.
CUCACAUCAAACCCAGGAAAGACGAUGUUCGUAUACAAUGAAAAGAGAAACGACGGACAGAUUUCAGUCAGAAUUCUGGCUUCGGUCUCGAUAAGCUGGCACGGAUCCAGCCGGAAUUUGCGGUUUGAACGCAGCAGACGAGAUGACGGUUUGCUUUGACCUUUGAGAAUUUGAGCAAAGUAAGAAAAGAAUCGGCACAUGGCCGCGAGACAUAGCAAUUGGAAUUGGAGAUUCGAACUUUCGGCUAUGCUCAGGCCUCCCGUCUCGUCUGCUAUUUCCAUGUGGCUACAUACUGACAUUGCGAUGAAGUUGAGAACUGCCAAGUGGAACUAGUUCGGGAGAUGGCCGUCCAUGAUCCACGGCUCAAUCGAUGGUACAAAUCAGCGGGAGAUGGGCAAAAGAUCACGGGGGUUCUUGGGGAAAGGACCGAAAGCGAUCCUCUACGAGUUGUUGCGACCCAAGACUCGCAGUUCCUGGCAAUGAUCCUUUCCGAAACGAAUCACUGGGCGCCCCUGGUAGAUCACGUUCGAACAGCAACUCUUGGCAAGGUGGGAACCCGUGAGCCUCCAAGUCGCUGGGUCAAGUGGCUCCAACAAACGACACACGUCAUGGCAUUUUCGGAUAUCGCCAGUCCCGGGUCUCUUUUGCGCGUAUUCCAGCGUGGACGUCCGUCAACCAGUCUAUGGGAUCUUGAUCGGGGUCUCCGCUGCUUUCGCAUCCCCCGUACGGACAUUACGAGCGCGAUAGCGAGGGUUGUCCCAGUCACCCCGCCUCCGCGGUGGGCGGCCGGUCCGGCUCCGAGAUGUUUCGACAUCAUCCCAACGUCAGGAAUGACUUUGAGGCGAAACACUAAUUUCGUCGCAACACGUUGCGGUUGAUGCAAGCAGCGAAAGAGGAAAAAAACUAAGAAGAAUCAGACCGAUGUCUUGCCGGCCUUGCGACGGCAGUAGAGUUUCACGGUCAACGACGCACGACCAAGGACAUGUUUGGGCCAAAGAGAAUAG